GGAUGUUACGAUUCAUCGAUACUGCGCUGGGAGAGAGAGGGGGAGAGGGAGAGAGAGCGAAAGGGAGAUGGAGCGAGAGGAGAGAGAGGCAAAAGGAGAGAGAGGCACAUACGACGCGAGAGAGGAAAAGAAAGGGAGAGAGAAAUAGAGAGAGAAUGUAUGGUGAAAAGGUAGAGCUUCCUUGCUUAUUGUCAGGGCCUCUGUAAAAAAAACAUGGGAUGUAUCGGCUCCAGGACACUCACGGCGGACGGAGUUCCAGUACAGAAGGAUGGGGAACAGCAUGGCCGUACAGACUUUUCAUGGGAAGGAAUCAAUCUUUCUAUGGAGGACACCACCUCCAUCCUUCCUCGCCUGAAGCGAAACUCCAACGCCUAUGGGAUUGGUGCUCUGGCUAAGUCCUCUCUGACAGGUGUGUCAGGUGUGACGCGUUCCAUGAAGGACAAAGUGACCAAGCCCACUGCCAUGGCACAGGGUCGUGUCGCCCACAUGAUCGAAUGGCAGAGCUGGGGCAUGCAGACCAUCGGGGCGGGGGGGAGCGCCGGCCGCACCCACCUGAACCGGGAGCGAGAGCGCGAGAGGAAGCUGGAGAAUGACGCCUAUAGUGACCUGAGCGAUGGCGAGAAGGAGGCUCGUUUUGCAGCCGGAGUGAUGCAGCAGUUUGCCAUCUCAGAAGCUACCCUACUGGCUUGGACCUCCAUGGACGGGGAGAGCUUAAGUGCCGGUUCCAACCAGGGCAGUGUAGCUCACCUCAGCGAGGUCAACCAGGAGAGCAUCACCAGCAGAGACCAGAUCCUUCACCACUCCUCUGCCGAGGUCUGGCCGCACACGUACGUCUCGCAAGGUCUCUACUGUCUCUCCUCCUCUGACGCCUGGGAGCCGAUUAGCAACGAGCCGUCAGGAGUGGCCUCCCCGGCUGCUGGCUCUUACGUCAUGGCGGCUGGACCCGAAGGGUACGAGGGCAGCACUGCGCACUAUCUGACACAUCAGCAACAGCAGCAGUUCAACUUACAGCAGAGCCAAUUGCAGCAAAUACAGCAGCUGCAGCAAAUACAGCACUACCAGCAACAGCAACUGCUGCAGUAUCAGCAACAACAGUCCCUGGAACACAGGCUACACAGCGCUACACACUCCCUGCAAGCCACACCCAACAGCACCAUCCAUAGUCUGGCUCCGCCCUCCCACCCCCCAUUGGUCGACUUGUGGGGAGCAGGGCAGAUUGAGGCCUAUCAGGGCGAAGUUGGCGGGUAUGUGGGUGUGUCAGCAGGCGAAGGGGGUUUGGCAGUGACUGGAGUCGAAGAGAGUACAACAGAGAACGAACCACUACUAGAGCAACAGGAAGAGGAGGAGAUCAAGGAAGAAGAAAUUACGUUAUGUAUGGAGCCUGAAGCUAUAACCUUGACCCCACUUGCGCCAAGAGAGGAGCCUUCCAGUACUGGAGGAAGCAGCCCAGGGCAGGCACCCGGGGAGCCAAUCACAGAGCGGAAACCCUCUGAUGUCACUUCCUGUGUCAGUCAGCCCUUGGAGGAAAAGGAUGAAGAGUUGGAGGAAGCAUCAGUAGCAAUUGCGGCAAACUAAUUGAGUGGUGUGAGACAUCUAUCUCCAUGAUGAUUCCCUGUGAUGUUGGUGAUUGUUUUAAAGACAAUUUUCAUGGAAGGAAGAACAAAGAGCGGAGAGAAAAUACUGAACGAAGGACAAACAUUUAAUGGAAGCCGGAUGUCAUUGAAUAGUAAGCGUUCCCCGAGAGAGUGAAGAGUGGAGGAGAUGGAGAGAGAGUGACAGAGGGACUGUACCUGAAUCAGGGAACAGAGAGCAAUAGAAAACGAAACAAGAAACCAAAAGAUAGAUAUGUGCAUGCUUUUUACAAUGAUGCAAUUGACUGAACUCCAUCAUCAGCGCAUAAUAUACAUAUAAAUAUAACAGUCAUAAUUAAUAAUUAUUAUAAUACUUUUUUAAAAUAAAACAAAAAUACCAUAUAAUGAGUCAUGUAUAUGUGUAUAAAAAUAUAUACUUUAGAACACUAACACGAUUUUUGAAUAAUUCCAAAUCUCGAAUAUCCAAUUCAAGAUAAGAUAUGAUAAAUGUUUGUAGAUCAUCUUCCAGAACAUGUACACGGCACUUGGCUCCCCAAAUAAUUUGUGUUACUGCCCACUUAUCUGCAAAGCGGUUUCCAUACAUGUAACUCUCAGUCACAAAAAUACAGGCAACACACACACACACACACACACACACACACACACACACACACACACACACACACACACACAAAAAGAAGCACUCAGUAACACGGAUGAAACAGUUUUAAUCAAGUGUGUGAAUUCCCUAAAUUAGCACAUUGUGGUUAAAAACAUCAUUGAUAAAAUGAAUCAGGGCAAGUUUUCUUUAGACCUGGUCAGUUUAGUGCAGCCCAUUCCGAAUGAGUCCAAUAAAAAAAACGUACUAUUUGUUAAUAUCUUGUUAUCUUGUUGGCACUAUACUGGACGGGACUGUACUUUACUGCACAAUGUGUUAUUUGCACAUUGUCUGAUACUGAAUGUGUUUCUAUUGCAUGCAUGCUUUGCUGGACAGUGCGUAACAGUACUGUGCAACACAGUAUAAAACUGCACUGAACUGUAGUGUAAUGAAUAUGAAAUGCUCUGAACAUCGUUUCCUUCAUACCGUACUUUGCUGGUGAGUCAGAGAGAGAACAAGGAAGAAACUUUGCACUUACGCUGGACAAAGCGGGCAAGGAUCCACGUGGAACAAGACUCUGAUGGUCUUUGUUUUGUCUUCUGCAAAACUCUGGGAGCACCAAGAACCAGAAGCUGUUCGACAGCCAGACACAAACCCUGGGAACUAAAUGAACUAUUUUGCCGCAAAGCUGCUCUAAACAAGGACAUCACGAGGAAACAUUUGGGAUUUCGGUGCCGGGUCAUGGACGUGGACUGAGAUGGAACAAGUCAGGAUCUCCCUACUUCAAUGAGGCAUUGGGCUUAAGGACAUUUACCUAUAAAAUGAAAUUAUUAUUCAGCGUGAGAGAAACUGUGGGGGCAGUAUUGAUUUUAGGGAAAAUAAAUCGAAAUUGUAACAGAUUUGCGGGAAAAUGUUUUAAAGGGCUCGUGGCCACUCUAUCAUAUAGAUGUAAAUAUUGCACACACGAACAAUCACAGCUUCUGUCACUUUGAAUUAUGUUCCUGAGCUUUUACAAUGAUUUAUUUAUUUUUGUACUAUCUCACGGUCUGAACUCUUGUUCGGGAGAAUCCCGUCUCUUAAUUGUGCUGCCAGUGGAGGGGAAAAUGGGUAAGGAUUUUAAUAGCAGCUUGCCUGAUUAUGUGAAUGGGAAUAUUAAUAAUAAUUAUUAUUAUAUGCACCACAGUUAAAUCCAGAAGCAGCACCAAAUUGCCCUUGCUUCGUUUGUGGAUUUUCUGCGAUGGGACAGUGCUUGUCUUGUCCAUUGAGUAUGUAUGAGUAUGGGCACCUCAGAAGCCAGAAUGGCUGAUUUCUUACACAGGUUUCCUGAUGUGCAUGAACCAUAAACAAGAAUGAUGAUGAAUAUAAUCAUUUUAACUGAGAACCACCUUUAUUGCUCUGGAUGAUUGUCUGGGAAACGCAAAGUCACUCUUACUUGAACUGAAUAAUUUAUUGAUUGUCUAUUUAUGCAAUGUUGUGACUUUUUUUAUAACAGAAAUUUCAGUACUCCGACCCAGAUUUGGCAGAAUAUAUAUCAUUUUAGUUUCCCUGUUCGUUGUAGAGCACAAAAAACAUUGUAGAAUACAACAGACAGCUGCAAUCUGUCUUUGAUACUCUUAUGUUGAACAUUUGUACUCCACUGCAUCAAACUGGGACCAAGUUUGAUAUACAUUCAAACAGGAAAACUGCAAAAAAAAUGAUAGAUAUUCCUUUAUUUAUUUCUGGGUGAUUUGGGGUGAACCAACUUUAAUUUGUGUAGACCAUCUUCGUUUGUCCUACAAGAGAUUUUGCCUCUCCAUAGAAACAGACAAAAAUAUACUUAGCUUUUUUUCGAA
Brienomyrus brachyistius is the source of this 4001-nucleotide messenger RNA. It is a transcript of the gene fam131bb, whose product is annotated as family with sequence similarity 131 member Bb. NCBI's taxonomy places the organism in Eukaryota, Metazoa, Chordata, Actinopteri, Osteoglossiformes, Mormyridae. The record is from RefSeq and is a predicted model, not a curated record. Bases 214 to 1575 code for a protein of 453 amino acids. The transcript has 10 exons.